Salvia hispanica is the source of this 1476-nucleotide messenger RNA. Its product is annotated as microtubule-destabilizing protein 60-like. The record is from RefSeq and is a predicted model, not a curated record. Gene Ontology annotation, cellular component: nuclear microtubule; spindle. Gene Ontology annotation, molecular function: protein kinase activator activity; microtubule binding. NCBI's taxonomy places the organism in Eukaryota, Viridiplantae, Streptophyta, Magnoliopsida, Lamiales, Lamiaceae. Gene Ontology annotation, biological process: regulation of mitotic spindle organization; mitotic spindle assembly; activation of protein kinase activity.
UCCAGCAUAAAUCUUCUCUCUCAUAAAACCUUAGUGAUCCACAGAUUCCCCUCUCUCUAAACUCAGUGUUUUGAGUAGUUGUCCGGUGAAGUGUAUUUCCCCAUGGAUUCAAGUUCAAAAUCCGGCGGCGCGGUUACUCCUGCGAAAGCAAAAACCGCCCGAUCGAAGUUAAAUGAAUCCCUACGCCAUUCUGAGAAUGUAAAUCCGAACGUUCCGAUUCCUUCGCUGAUGUUCUCGAAUUCUCCAUUGAUCAUCAAAUCUGAAAAGAGCGCCAAGAAAUCUGCUUUCGGAAACCCUAACCCUAACCCUAAGCAGUUAAUUCGAGAGAGGAAGUUCGUGAUCGCGAAGAAGAGAGUGCGCAACCAAGAACAGAGUUCCCUGGGCGCUAACGCGGCGGAUUGUGAGAAAUGUAAGAAGGCGAUUGGUAAAUCCAAGUGCUUCUGUGUGGCGUAUGAGAGUUUGCGCGCCUCUCACGAAGAUUUUUUCAAGAACCGGGAUGAAAUCGAAGAUGAGGACUUCGAUUUAAUGUCUCAGAAGGAAGGCGUAAAACUUGAAAGGAAAUUGGAGGGACAUGGUUCUUUAUCUGAAAUUAAUGAGGAAAACAAGACCGAUGCCAAUGAGUUCACAGAAAAUGAUGAUACGGGUGUGAAGAGGAGUAGGGAUAGGUUGUUGGAUUCAGCAAGAGUGCAAGAAAGGACGCCAGGAUCUGGCAGGGUGAUGAAUUUGGUGAAGGAAUUUGAGAAGCUUUCGAUGUUCAAAUUGGGGAGUUCAGGGGAAAAUGAUGUUGAGGAGGUGGAGAAUGAUAAAGUUGGUGAAGAAUUGCCGUCGGAUGGACUGGAGCAACGACCUACGGCUCCAGAGGCACAGGUGUCAUCUUCUUCGUUCUGUCCAUCGAAUUUUUAUCUGACAUCGGAGAGCUUAGGCCUAGAUCUCCGUCGUUCAUAUUCUUUAGACAACAAAGAUGGAAGGUUUCUUUGCAGCAGUAUUUCAACCAUAACGUCUGCUGGUGCUCAAAAGAACAGGCGAAGUAGCACUGAAUCAGCUGCAGAUCGUGCUAGAAGACUCUGGAAGAGGAAGCAGCGGAAAGUAACCUCUCAAAAGCCUUUCAUUCUUAGAACCGAGGAAAGAGGAAGAUGCAAGGAGGAAGAAUUCAUGAAAAAGUUGCAACAGAUGAUUGAAGAAGAGAAGAAGAUGAGGGUACCUAUAGCGCAACGUCUUCCCUGGACAACAGAUGAACCCGAGUGUGUAGUGAAGCCUCCUGUUAAAGAAAUCACAAGGCCAGUUGAUCUUGUGUUGCACAGUGAUGUGAGGGCUGUGGAUCGAUCUUAAUUUGAUCAUCAGGUUGCCAUGAAAACGAAUCUGAUUGAACGGUACCGGAUGGAAAGAGAUAGACUGCAAAAGCUGGAAGAAGAAGAAGAAAUCCGAAGACUGAGGAAGGAGCUCGUUCCUAAAGCGCAACCUAUGCCGUAUUUUGAC